CCGAGCUUGCCGCGGCUGGGGCCAGGGCUGGGCAGUCUGCCGGACGGCCGCGGCGCUCCAGCAGCUCGCUGACUGCCAGGCGACAGUAUUUGGGAUGACUUUGGCCAGCUCUAGAUUUCUGUGGCUUCUCAAGACCUCAGCCCUCAUUUUAGGACUUGCCAUUGUUUUGUCGGUCUUCAGAAAUGUGUCCCUCCGUGUACUGCACAGCAGCCUCAGACUGGAGCCCGCUCGCCCUACUCUGGCUGUCCAGAUGCCAAAGCUUCUCCCUGAGGAACAUCUCAGGAACCUGUUUACUUAUGAUGGAAUCUGGCUGUUCCCGAAAAACCAGUGCAAGUGUGACACCCUCAAAUGGAAGGAAAGCUAUAACUUUCAGAAUGCCUACAGCCAGACUGAGCUUCCUGCCGUGAAAGCAAGAAGACAGGCGGAGUUUGAACACUUUCAGAGGAGAGAAGGGCUACCCCGCCCACCACCCCUGCUGGCUCAGCCCAACCUCCCCUUUGGGUACCCGGUCUAUGGGGUGGAGGUGAUGCCCCUGCACACAGUUCCCAUCCCAGGUCUCCGGUAUGAAGGACCAGAUGUUCCCAUCUAUGAGGUCACCCUGACAGCUUCUCUGGGGACACUGAACACUCUCGCGGACAUUCCAGACAGGGUGGUGCAGGGCAGAGGCCAGAAGCAGCUGACCAUUUCAACCAAUAGCCGGAAGCUUUUGAAUUUCGUCCUCCAGCAUAUGACAUAUACCAGCACGGUGUACCAGCUCCGUAGGGUGGAUGUUGUGAGUUUGGAGUCCAAGUCCUCAGUGGCCAAGUUUCCAGUGACCAUCUACCAUCCUGUCAUACCCAAGCUAUAUGACCCUGGACCAGAGAGGAAGCUCAGAGACCUGGUGACGGUUGCCACCAAAACUUUCCUCCGUCCCCACAAGCUCAUGAUCAUGCUCCGGAGUCUUCGUGUGUAUUACCCAGAUUUGACCGUGAUUGUAGCUGAUGACAGCAAGGAGCCCAUGAAAAUCAAUGACAGCCACGUCGAGUAUUAUACCAUGCCCUUUGGGAAGGGCUGGUUUGCUGGUAGAAACCUGGCCAUAUCUCAGGUCACCACCAAAUAUGUUCUCUGGGUGGAUGAUGACUUUCUCUUCAACGAAAAGACCAAGAUUGAAGUGCUGGUGGAUGUCCUGGAGAACAGCGAGCUGGAUGUGGUAGGCGGCAGUGUGCUGGGAAACGUGUUCCAGUUUAAGCUGUUGCUGGAGCAGAGUGAGAGUGGGGACUGUCUUCACCGGAGGCCAGGAUCUUUCCGGCCCCUGGAUGGCUUCCCCAGCUGCGUGGUGACCAGUGGUGUUGUCAACUUCUUCCUGGCCCACACAGAGCAACUCCAAAGAGUUGGCUUCGAUCCCCACCUGCAAAGAGUGGCUCACUCAGAGUUCUUUAUCGAUGGGCUUGGGAGCUUGCUCGUGGGGUCAUGCCCAGAAGUGAUCAUAGGUCACCAGCCCCGUUCUUCAGUGGUGGACCCAGAUCUGGCUGCCCUGGAGAAGUCCUACAGUGCAUACCGGGCCAACACCAACGCCCAGAUCCAGUUCAAGCUGGCUCUCCACUACUUUAAGAACCAUCUCCAAUGCUCCACAUAAAGAUGCCGGGGCAUCAGAAAAACACGAGGCUGACGGACUGUGGGCAUCUAGAACAGUGGAACUGGUGAUUGGGCUACCAAACUGUAGACUCCUGAUAAGACCAACAUUGUGAUGCACUAGCUAGUGGGUGGGGCAAAUGGGUGGGGCUCAGUUACUGGAAAUACCAAUCAAAGGCUAAGGGUCAUUAGAAAUGGACCAAUCACUGGUCAGAGCAAUGGAGAUCUAUUAAUAAUCAUUUGCUGGUUUGAAGACUUACCAUUUGUGAAGCACUUACACAUGUAGUACCUCACAUUAUUCAGUCUCACGUGAAAGAGUAUAUUAUGGGUUGGUAUCCUUGGUCAAAUGAAUGGCUGCUGGGUCCUUGAGGGUUAUUUGGUGAAAAUUAUGUCACAGUCAGAAGCAUCAUCUCUGGCAUCACUGUCAUUCACAAAUUUUUAUUUCAUCCUACCCUGGUACCUCAAAUACUGUGAAUAAUGCAGAGUCCUUGCCUUGAGGAGGUUGCAGCCUGGUUCAGGUCAGUGCACUGGUCGAAUUGGGCCACCUGGAUCAGAGGAUCCGCAGAGGGGGUAGUGACCAGGGCCCCAGAGCUGAGGAAGGCUCUGUGGAGUGAGCUCUCUGGAGCCUGGAAGGAUUUAGGCAGUUGGAGGGUGCACUGGGGUCGUCCACUGGCUGCCCGAAUAAAGAAUUCUCUGGCAUCAGACUCACUACCACGAUGACACAUUCCAGAUGCCAGGGAUUGAACUUGGACCCUGUACUAAGGUGCCAUGACAGCAGUGUAAAUGCAGCGGCAAGCCACUGAAUUCCUGGAAUUUGAGGCUGUUGCUCACCACUUAAGACCCAUGUCAUCUGCAGAGUGGAGCCAUCUAUAGAUGUGGAGGAAGAUUCUUUCAUCUUGGAAAUCAGCAGAUUCUACAACUACUACCCUAGCCCUGCCUUUAGGGUUUCCACUCCGUCCUACUGGAGAUGGUCUAGGGCAGCUCAGGAUCUCUGAAAAUGCGUCUGUGAGAUACUAAUAAACUUUGUGAAAAAUGUUUUGGCUGUCAAAUAAUUUUGAAAAAUACUGCAUGUUGUAUCUCCCUCUUGGAAAGUUGCAAUUCACAUUCGUUUAUUAAAGGCUCUGAAAAGUCCUGCA
This is a messenger RNA of Manis javanica (Malayan pangolin), 2747 nucleotides long. It is a transcript of the gene B4GALNT2, whose product is annotated as beta-1,4-N-acetyl-galactosaminyltransferase 2 (SID blood group). Gene Ontology annotation, biological process: UDP-N-acetylgalactosamine metabolic process; UDP-N-acetylglucosamine metabolic process. The record is from RefSeq and is a predicted model, not a curated record. Gene Ontology annotation, cellular component: Golgi membrane. NCBI's taxonomy places the organism in Eukaryota, Metazoa, Chordata, Mammalia, Pholidota, Manidae. Gene Ontology annotation, molecular function: acetylgalactosaminyltransferase activity.